Betta splendens (Siamese fighting fish) is the source of this 4401-nucleotide messenger RNA. RefSeq names its product glutamate receptor 1-like. Bases 117 to 3020 code for a protein of 967 amino acids. Gene Ontology annotation, molecular function: transmitter-gated monoatomic ion channel activity involved in regulation of postsynaptic membrane potential; AMPA glutamate receptor activity. The transcript has 18 exons. Gene Ontology annotation, cellular component: dendritic spine; plasma membrane; AMPA glutamate receptor complex. Gene Ontology annotation, biological process: modulation of chemical synaptic transmission; synaptic transmission, glutamatergic. The record is from RefSeq and is a predicted model, not a curated record. NCBI's taxonomy places the organism in Eukaryota, Metazoa, Chordata, Actinopteri, Anabantiformes, Osphronemidae.
AACAGGGAACCGUCGCUCUGAGUGUGAUAGUCGACGCGGCCGCUGAGCUCUGCGCUCAGAACGGGGAUGUGUGACACGGGGACCGUCUGACCGGACCGAGACAGAGACUGGACCGAAUGGGGGAUGUGUUAGUGUGUGGCCGGCCCGUGGAUCGGUUCCGGCCCGGCUGUGGAUGGGAUCAGGGCGGCUCUUCGGCGUCUCCCGUCGGUACUGUUGGAGGAAUCAUGCUGCUCCUCCUGCUGCCGCUGCUGCUCAUCGGAGUCUGCAGCGGCUCAAGUUUCCCAAGUAACAUCAACAUAGGAGGCCUUUUCCCCACCGGCUCCCAUGAGUAUGAGGUGUUUCGCUUUGCCCUGGCACAACACCAGGACAUCCCCAAACUGGUGCCACAGGUGGACAUGGUGGACACAGGAAGCAGCUUCGCCAUGACAUAUGCCUUCUGCUCCCAGUUCUCCAAGGGCGUCUACGCCAUCAUGGGUCUGUAUGACCGGCGCACCGUCAACAUGCUGAUGUCGUUCUGCGGCUCACUGCACGUCUGCUUCGUCACGCCAUCCUUCCCCGUGCAGACUAACAACCAGUUCGUGCUGCAGCUGCGGCCUCAGCUGCAGGAGCCCCUCAUGGCCCUUCUGGAGCACUUUGAGUGGAACAGGUUCGUCUACAUGUACAGCUCUAACUCAGGUCUGUCUGUGCUGCAGAGGAUCCUGGACACGGCAGCAGAACGAAGUUGGCAGGUGACCUCCGUUAACCUAGACACGCUGACGGAAGGAGCCUUUGUCAAGCUACUAUCUGACAUGGACUUCAAGAAGGAUUAUCAGAUCAUCAUCGACUGUGAGCUGGAGCGGCUCAACUCCAUCCUCAGCCUGAUUGCCACUCAGAGGAGAAACUUGAAGAACUACCACUACAUCCUGGCCAAUCUGGGUUUCAUGGACCUGAACAUCACAGAGUUUCAGAAGCUGGCACCAAACGUGACAGGCUUUCAGCUGGUGAACAGGUCCGAUCCAGCGGUGGAGAAGAUAAACCAGGACUGGCUGGACUUUGACAGCAAAGACCUCAAAGUGCCCCGAAGGAGGCUUCGGUACACAGGCGCUCUGACCUACGAUGGCAUCAGCGUUAUGGCGACGGCCUUCCAGAACCUGCGGCGGCAACGUAUUGACGUCUCUCGACGUGGCAACGCAGGGGAGUGUCUGGCCAACACCCCUGCCCCCUGGGGACAGGGCAUCGACAUCCAAAGAGCACUGCAGCAGGUGCGUCUUCGGGGGCUGACGGGUCAUGUUCAGUUUGACGAGCGAGGACAUCGCACCAACUUUAGCCUGACAGUGAUGGAGCUCAGUCACACUGGACCCAGGAAGAUCGGCCACUGGAAUGAGAAGAGAGGCUACGUGAACACCGCCAUUUACAGGCCCACACUGGAGGAGUUCUAUGGUCUGCAAAACAGAACCUACAUCGUCACCACCAUCCUGGAAGCUCCCUACAUGAUGCUGAAGAAGAACCACGAGCAGUUUAUAGGAAAUGACAAAUACGAGGGCUACUGUGCUGAACUGGCCUCAGAGAUUUCCAAGCACGUUGGCUUCACCUACCGCCUGGAGCUGGUUCGUGACAGCAAGUAUGGUGCCAGAGACACAGCUACCAAGAUGUGGAAUGGCAUGGUGGGAGAGCUGGUGUACGGGCAAGCCGACAUGGCGGUCGCGCCGCUCACCAUCACUCUGGUGCGUGAGCAGGUCAUCGACUUUACCAAACCUUUCAUGUCUCUGGGCAUCUCUAUUAUGAUCAAGAAGCCCACUAAGUCCAAACCAGGUGUCUUCUCCUUCCUUGACCCACUGGCCUACGAGAUCUGGAUGUGCAUCGUCUUCGCCUACAUCGGUGUCAGUGUGGUGCUUUUCCUGGUAAGUCGUUUCAGUCCUUACGAGUGGCAGGGAGACGAUUCUGAUGAGGAAGAUGAAGCUCCACCAACAUCGUCCUCUGAACGCUCCCCAGAGUUCUCCCCAGCCCAGAACCAGCAAAAAGACAAGGAGACUCCAGAACACACCAACGACUUUGGGAUAUUCAAUUCCCUCUGGUUCUCACUUGGGGCCUUCAUGCAGCAGGGCUGUGACAUCUCUCCCAGGUCUCUCUCAGGUCGGAUUGUAGGAGGUGUCUGGUGGUUUUUCACCCUCAUCAUCAUCUCCUCCUACACGGCCAACCUGGCGGCUUUCCUCACUGUAGAGAGGAUGGUGUCUCCCAUAGAGAGUGCAGAGGACCUGGCCAAGCAGACAGAGAUCGCCUAUGGAACCUUAGAAGGAGGCUCCACCAAAGACUUUUUCAGUAGGUCAAAGAUUGCAGUGUUUGAGAAGAUGUGGUCAUACAUGAGGGGUGCGGACCCGUCGGUGUUCGUCCACAGCACCAGCGAUGGUGUGAUGCGAGUAAGAAAGUCAAAGGGGAAGUAUGCCUACCUGCUGGAGUCCUCCAUGAAUGAGUACAUCGAGCAGAGGAAGCCCUGCGACACCAUGAAAGUAGGAGGCAACUUGGACUCCAAAGGCUAUGGAGUGGCCACGCCCAAGGGCUCACCUCUCAGAAACCCUGUUAACUUGGCAGUGUUAAAACUGAACGAGCAGGGCCUGUUGGACAAAUUGAAAAACAGAUGGUGGUAUGACAAGGGAGAGUGCGGCAUCGGGGGAGGGGACUCCAAGGACAAGACGAGCGCACUCAGUCUGAGCAACGUGGCCGGAGUCUUUUAUAUUCUGAUCGGUGGCCUGGGUCUGGCCAUGCUUGUCGCUCUGGUUGAGUUCUGCUAUAAAUCCCGGAUCGAGUCCAGAAGGAUGAAGGAACUCAUUGAUGCUGCCAUGAGGAGCAGCAGCCUCAGUGGGACAGUGGGCGGAGGAAGUGCAGCCCUGGCAGCUGGCGGAGGCUUAGGAGGCGGCAGAGUCUCAGGGCUCGGAGGAGAGAAUGGACGCGUCAUGGCUCACGAGUUUCCAAAAGCCGGAGCUCAGGGUUUACCCUGCAUGAGCAAAGCAGCAGGCCUGGGACUGGCGUCCACGGGCAUGUGAUCAAGCCAAGGCUCCUGAUUGGACAGAACGCUCCUGGUCAUCUGUCUGUCUGAGAGAAAAGGAGUGAGAGAAGAGAAGGAAGGAAGGAAGGAAGGAAGGAAGGAAGGAAGGAAGGAAGGAAGGAAGGAAGGAAGGAAGGAAGAAUAAGAGGGGAAAAGAUAAAAAGGGACAGGAGAAAAAGAGAUGACUAAAGAGGACGGAAAAAAAACAGGAAGAGGAAGAUGAAAGCGGGGAAACAAGGUGAAGUUAUCAGUGACUGAGGGAGGGCAGAAGGAUGGUAGAAGAAGGGAGGAAGAAAAAUAACAACAAGGAAGCAAAAAAAGGAAAUAGGACAAGGGUGAGAGAAAAGAAGAGGACGAAGGAGAAAAGAGGGGGAACGGAGACACAGGCAGAUAGAGGAGUGUUCAUGUUCGCAGCCUGGACUGAACACAACAGAACUCUCUCAGAGCGUGCAUGAACUGACACAAGCACUGGACUCAACGGACCUAUUUACGAGCCUCGUUUGAAGUGUUUAGUUUACAAACUACACUUCAGAGGCGUUUUUUAACUUUUCUUCACUGCUCCUCUCCCUUCGGAGCUUCAUCACCUUCACAGGUCAUGAACCAACAGAAACCUGAGAUAACGAAUACUCAGGACCUUGUCAGUCAAACUGUCGUCAGGUCGACAGGUCGUCACAUGACGCAGCGCCUAUUUUACACUCUCACAUCAUCACACAGACAAAAGCUGCAGUUUGUAUCUUUCUAUGAAUUAAAAAAAUAUCACACUGUUUCAGUUGACACGUCCUGUGAAUCUGGCAGGUAAAGAGACCCCAACACAUCAAGACGGACAGGGAAAGGUGCAGAAAGAGAGAGAAAGGGAGGAGCAGGAGGAGAGAGAAUGAGGAGAGGGAGAAGCAGAAAGGAAAAUAGAGGAGCAAAAUGAGAGCGAAGGUGGAGCAGGAGGAGGAAAAAGGAGGAGCAGCAGGAGAAAAAGGGAGGAGCAAGAUAGGAGAGAAGGAAAAGUCCUUUUUUGAUGUUUAAUUCAUAAAAAGUAUUUACAGGAAAACACAAGUCAAAAAAUGCAAUAAAAGUAAAGUAAAACAAAUAUGGAGCAGGAGGAGAGAGAGGCAGGAGCAGGAGGGCAUAGGAGCACAGAGAACCUAUUCAUAAAUGUGUGACUCCUUAAUAAGGCGGAGCUCUGAAUCACUAUUUGUUCAUUUACGAUGACACUUUGUUUAUUGAGCCUUUCGGUGUUUUUCACUCUGUGCUGGUUCUAUGUCAGAACCAGCAGCACGUUUUCAGAGUGAUGGGUUGGUUCUGGUGGUUCACGCAGCUGUUCCUUGAACAUCAGUUUCUCUUGGUUUUCUUUUGGAGUGUUUAAUAAAAUUCUGCUUGUUUUCGUC